UUUAUAUGGAAUAUGACAAACCAUCUCUCUCCUCCUUUCAGCUGUUGGGUUAUCUCAAAGCUUUUCUCUGCUAAUCAUUCAAAACAUCAAAAGAUACCUUAAAAAUAGCCCUGCAAGCUCUCCUAAAUACAGAAACAAAAGAUUAAGCUCAAUGUUGAAAACAGCCACCGCUAUCCUGCUAUACAUCACCACAUCUUUCUGCUUGCUGUUCUCUUCCCCACCAAAAUCUUACUAUCAUUCUCUCUACAUAUCCAACUCCCUUUCCGAUAAUGCAUCUGUAUCACACCACCUCUACAUGCUCACUCGUCGGCCCCAUGUUGCCGGAACAGAGGCCAACGCUGAGGUUGCAGACUAUGUUCUAUCCACUCUUGCUUCUUACAAUAUUAAAUCCCACAUAAUCUCCUAUGGUGUUUCCUUGACAUAUCCCGUUUCCCGUUCCCUAAUUCUAACAAAUCCACCUCCAGAAAAACCGAUCAUGUUUGAUCUCCAUCAGCAGAUAUAUGAUGGGGAUCCAUAUGCAGAUGUGGCAAAAGAAGUUCUACCUACGUUUCAUGCCUAUGCAAAGUCGGGAACUGUGAGUGGACCUGUGGUUUAUGUGAACUAUGGACGAGUAGAGGACUACAAAACAUUGAAAGAAAUGGGUGUGAAUGUGUCUGGAGCAAUUGUAUUGGCAAGGUACGGAGAGAUUUACAGAGGAGACAUUGUGCAUAAUGCAUAUGAGGAAGGUGCUGUAGGGGCUGUCAUCUACACAGAUAGGAAAGACUAUGGAGGUGGAGCAGGUGGAGCAGGUGGAGAAGGAUGGUUUCCAGAUGCCAAGUGGAUGCCACCAAGUGGGGUCCAGGUAGGGUCUGUUUAUGAUGGAUCUGGUGAUCCUACCACCCCUGGAUGGGCAAGUAUCCAAGGAUGUGAGAGGCUAUCAGAUGACGAAGUAGAAAAAGGAGGGUUUGUUCCACUGAUACCGUCUUUGCCAAUAUCAGCAGCCGAUGGUGAAAUAAUCAUGAGAUCAAUGGGGGGACAAGUUGCUAAAGAGGAUUGGCAAGGAAGCAAAGAUGGUCCAACUUAUAGGGUUGGACCAGGGCCAGGAGUUCUAAACCUCAGUUACACUGGGAAGCAAACUAUAGCAACAAUUCAGAAUGUUAUUGGUGUAAUAGAAGGAGCAGAAGAACCUGAUCGAUUUGUCCUUCUGGGUAAUCAUAGAGAUGCAUGGACAUUUGGAGCUGUGGAUCCCAACAGUGGCACGGCAGCGCUACUGGAGGUUGCUCAUAGGUUUAAAAAGCUACAGAAAAGAGGGUGGAAACCUCGAAGAACAAUUAUCCUGUGCAACUGGGACGCAGAGGAAUAUGGCCUGACAGGAUCAACUGAAUGGGUAGAAGACAACAGAGAGAUGCUAGCUUCAAGGGCAGUUGCAUACUUGAAUGUUGAUUCAGCAGUUGCAGGAGCAGGAUUUUAUGCCUUCGCAACUCCUCAACUUGAUGAACUACUCAUACAGGCUACUAAACAGGUUCAAGACCCAGAUAACUCAUCACAAACCAUCUAUGAGUGGUGGACUAGUUCCAGCAACACUCCUGUGAUAAGAAGACUGGGUGGUGCAGGGUCAGAUUAUGCAGCUUUUGUGCAACAUAUCGGUGUUGCAUCUGCUGAUAUAUCUUAUGGACUAGCAUACCCCGUAUACCACUCUAUGUAUGAUGACUUCAUCUGGAUGAAGAAGUUUGGCGACCCCAUGUUUCACAGACAUAUCGCAGUGGCUAGUGUUUGGGGUUUGGUUGCUCUUCGGUUAGCAGAUGAGGAGUUUUUACCUUUUAAUUAUCUAUCCUAUGCACAUGAGCUUCAGAAAAGUGCAAAGGAAUUGGAAAAUGAGAUCUCAGAUAAAGGCAUAUUCCUUGAUCCCUUAUACAAGUCCAUUGAGGAUCUAACAAAAGCAGCCACCAAAAUAAAUAAUGAGAGAAAGGCAAUAGAAGAAAGCGGAGGCUGGGCAUCAAUAUUGAAGAAAGAUCAUUUGAGGGUGAGAGAACUCAAUGACAGACUCAUGAUGGCAGAACGAGCAUUUACUGACCGAGAGGGACUUUCUGGGAGGCCAUGGAAUAAGCAUUUGAUAUAUGCACCCUCAAAGCAUAAUGACUAUGGAUCUACAUCCUUCCCUGGAAUUGAUGAUGCCAUUGAAAAGGCAAAGAAGCCCAACACUGCAGACUCAUGGAAUGAUGUACAACAUGAAGUUUGGAGAGUAUCUAGAGCUAUCAGACAUGUCUCACUAGUCCUCCGUGGUGAAUUAACAUGAAUAUGUACAAUAUACUCACAUUGUAUGUAGUUCAUAAACACUUUGCUGAAAAUAAAAUUUCACGAAGACAAUAACAUAAUUUCUCAUCAAA
Messenger RNA from Manihot esculenta (cassava), 2366 nucleotides. Its product is annotated as probable glutamate carboxypeptidase LAMP1. NCBI's taxonomy places the organism in Eukaryota, Viridiplantae, Streptophyta, Magnoliopsida, Malpighiales, Euphorbiaceae. Bases 152 to 2275 code for a protein of 707 amino acids. Gene Ontology annotation, molecular function: carboxypeptidase activity. The record is from RefSeq and is a predicted model, not a curated record. The transcript is spliced from 12 exons.